CCAAACUCACAGGAGCACAGCUGUGAAGAUUCUUGGUUUCUUGGUUCCCUCAGGAGGUGUCCGCACCCCCCAUCCCCACAUGGCCUCCUCCUUGUCCUGCCCGGCCGCCCGCCUGGCUUUCCUUAAAGCCUCUCACUUCUCGCUGGGCCCGGAGCCCCGCCUGCACGCCUCCUCCCAGCUCUCCACCACCCACCGGGAUUUCCGGGCGCCCCCUCCCGCACCCCCGCCGGCCCGCAGCCCCGCGCCCCCGCGCCCGGAGCUCUUCCACGUGGACGUGCACGCGGCGACCCAGGGGCGCGUGUCCGAGGCGCAUCGCGCGUUCCCGCCGCCGCCGCCCGUGUCGCAAGAGAAGCGGCGUGCGCGCCCCCGCGACGUGCGCGCCGCCGCCGCGCCGCUCCCAGGCCUGCGCGCGGCCCCGGCCGUCUCCACCGCGCGCGCCUCGUUCCGCUGGCCCCCCCAGCCGCCGCGCGUGCGCGAGCAGAUCCGGGGCGCGCGCCUCAUCUUCGACCGGGAUUCGGUGCCUCCGGGGGACCCCGCCAAGCUGGGGUUGCCCCUCACCACCUACCGGGAGCUCUUCCCACCCCACUGGGCCGCCGCCCUGCAACCCCUUGCGCCCAGCAGACACCUCGGGGGCCCGAACCCCCUCCAGUGGGACCAUAAGACCCAGGAUCCUGAGACCACCUACCUGAGGCAGUUCCAGGCUCUGCCCGGCUCACCUGCCUUGAUGUGUGAGAAGGCCUCCUCCAGUGUGGUUCUGGGUGACCACAAGCUUGGGUACAGGUCCAUGUGUUCCGAGCAGAAGCAAAUGCAUCACCCACAGGGUCUGCCCCCGGAGAGGUAUGACAAGGCACUGGCUUCAGCCCUCACCCACCAUGCUAACAUCCCCCAGGGAGACGGUUGCUUCCGGGACAAGACCACCAAGGCCCAGCACUUCUGUGCCCACGAGCCACAGGCUCUGGGUCUACAACACAACCUGAUUCCAACAUCACACAUUCUGCAAGGAGCCCGGAACCCGGGGCCCAACUGCCUGACCACUUCACAUAAUUUCUUCUACCGCCAGCCGCCCCCCACCAGGCCAUCCUGUCGCCACCCACCGCCCGAUUUGUUGGAGAGUCACGUGAUCUUCGGGGAACCCACACUGCUCAGUCGUUUCUUCCAGACCACCAUGGGCACGGACUACAGCCCCCCGGGCCAACAGGAACCCUGCAAGGCCCCCACGCUGCACCUGCAAGAAAGCGACCUGCCCCAGGGCACUGGAAAAACUUAUUUUUUAACCACCAACCAGAAGAUGCUGGUACCACAUGACACAGCCCCAGCCUCCAUAACACACAGGCAGCUUCAGAGGUGCAAGUACAGUCACGUGGAGCCCCCCCUGGGCACAAAGCGUUUCUUCUCCACCCAGUACAAAGAGGAGUUUCCCUUCAAGAGCCUGGGCCCUCCGGACCUGAAGGCUGGCAGCUUCCAUGAGAGUCACGUGCCCCUGGGGUCUCCUCCCCCAAAGGGCUGCGGGACCGAGCUGAGGGGUCCCCAAGCCCGCCAGCUUCCCUUGUACCCAUGUCGCAGCCAGCAAUAAACAUCACCCCGGUCA
Messenger RNA from Erinaceus europaeus (western European hedgehog), 1588 nucleotides. It is a transcript of the gene SAXO5, whose product is annotated as stabilizer of axonemal microtubules 5. The coding region runs from base 80 to 1573 and encodes 497 amino acids. The transcript has 9 exons. The record is from RefSeq and is a predicted model, not a curated record. NCBI's taxonomy places the organism in Eukaryota, Metazoa, Chordata, Mammalia, Eulipotyphla, Erinaceidae.